Molecule: messenger RNA, 1732 nt
Organism: Xenopus laevis (African clawed frog)
Lineage: Eukaryota; Metazoa; Chordata; Amphibia; Anura; Pipidae
Product: perforin-1
Exons: 3
Coding region: 69-1712 (547 amino acids)
Source: RefSeq, a predicted model, not a curated record
CUUUGUGUGCCAUUCGCCAUAGACCCCAUCUAAUAUAAUCUGUAUUUUUGUUUUGUAGGUCAUUAUUCAUGAAACUAAACAUGCUCAUUCUCUUCACUCUCCUCAUUGCCUUGCCUAAGUCAUCUUCCACCAAUCUAGAGCCACUCACAUAUGCCUGCCAAAUUGGUUCUCCAGAGCAAUGCAAGAAAGCCUCGUUUGUACCAGGUCACACAUUACUGGGACAAGGCAUAGACAUUGUGACCAUGAAGAACACUGGCGCCUCUCUUCUUGACAUGCAAAUAUACCAAAUGUCCAACAAAACAUGCACCAUGUGUAACAACCCAUUUAAUGGAAAAACCCUGGAGAAACUGCCAAUAUCCAUGGUGGACUGGAGACCUCAGUCCUCUUGCUCCAGGAACAUUGUUAGUAGUUUUAUGAGGUCAAAGGUGUCUUUAGCUAACAAAGAAGCCUCUAAUAUUCAGAACAACUGGAAAUUGGGUUUAGAUAUACCAAUCAAAACUGUAAACAUGCAUACAGCCCUGGCUGGGUCUCACUCAAGGUUGGCUGAGUUUGCUGAGAGUAAAACUGUUACUGACAAAUACAGCUUUCUCUCCCACAAGCUCAGCUGUGCUUUCUACAGAUUCCGUCUGUCUUUGGACCCCCCACUUACCCAGGAUUUUACCAAGUCUCUACAGAAACUCCCUCACAGCUAUAAAAAGAAAAACAAGGAACAGUACCAAAAGCUGAUAGCUAAGUAUGGAACCCAUUACAUAGUGCAAGCAGAGGUUGGAGGCAAAGUCUCGGAGGUGACUGCUCUGAGGACCUGCCAAGUGGCCAUGGAAGGUAUGAGAUUGGAUGAAGUGAAGGACUGUCUUAGCGUUGAGGCAAAGAUCUCUGCAGGUUUCCCAGUAAGCGACCCUUCCAUCAGCACUGAAUUAAGCAGGUGCAAAGAAAUUGCAAAAACUGCAAAGCGUGGGACCAACUUUCAUUCAACAUUCAGUGAAAGGAUCUGGGAGGUGAAAGGAGGAAAAGUCACUUUUGAUCUUCUGAACACUGAGGAAGGAAAGGGAUCUCAAGUAUUUGAAGAAUGGAUGGCGAGUCUUAAGACUGAUCCAGAUCUACUGACCUAUUCUAUAGAGCCCAUACACAACCUGGUGAGAUUUGAUGGACCUAAAAAAGAAAAUCUCAGAAUUGCAGUUAGUGAGUAUAUUAAGGAAAAUGCUUUCACAAAGAACUGCUCCUGCCCAGGAUAUUCUCCCCCAAGCCGGGGUCCUGACUGUCCCUGCACUUGCCCUACAACCAAAUACAUGAACUCAGACUGCUGCCCAACAAACCAAGGAAUGGCCAAACUUAUACUGAAAAUCCAAAGUGCACAAGACCUACGUGGGGACAUCUUUUCAAAGACAGAUAGUUAUGUCAAAUUCAAAUAUGACAGCAGAGAAGCUCAGUCGCCUACAGUCUGGAACAAUAACAACCCCGUUUGGGAUAUUGAGUUUGACUUGGAUUUUGUGAAACUCGGUGACUCUAAAAAGUAUUCCAUAGAGGUGUGGGAUAGGAAUAAUGUAACUCCUGAUAAAUUCCUUGGUAGAUGUGAGAUUAUUCUGAUGUCUGGUACUUCAGAAAAAACCUGUUACCUUCCCCACGGAAGUGUAACCUAUACAAUUACAGCAAAUUGUGUUACUCAUCUUCAGGGGCUUUACUGUCAAGAUUAUAGCCCUGUGCCAAUUAAAUAAAUUCCAUGACCUUUAUUUUA